GGGACUGUGCUGGGCUGUGUUAUGGUGUUUUAAAAAGCCCACUUGUCAGGGCAGUAUGUCUAGUAUUGCUACCAUAUCGACAUUGUCUUCAAACUCGCGCGGCUUUACAGAUCUCUGUGCUUUCUUAUUCUGAUCGUGUUUUUUUAUAGGAAAGGCGAGGUAGAUCUGGCAGUAAUUUUUAUAUUCACAAAUGUUGUAGUAAUUCUCACUGUCCGUAGAUAAAAAUAGCAAAUUCCACACUCAUUGGGUACUUUACUAUAUACUUCCUGUACCUAAUAAUGUGGCCACUGAGUGCAUGUCCAAGGUCUUCUGCUGCUGUUUACCGUCCGCUUCAAUACUGACCACUCCGCUACCGUCCGCUUCAAUACUGACCACUACGCUACCGUCCGCUUCAAUACUGACCACCACACUACCGUCCGCUUCAAUACUGACCACUACACUACCGUCCGCUUCAAUACUGACCACUACACUACCGUCCGCUUCAAUACUGACCACUACACUACCGUCCGCUUCAAUACUGACCACUACACUACCGUCCGCUUCAAUAUUGACCACUACCCUACCGUCCGCUUCAAUACUGACCACUACACUACCGUCCGCUUCAAUACUGACCAAUACACUACCGUCCAGUUCAAUGUUGAUAUCACGCUACCAGGCCGAUACGUUUAUCAACCUCAGUUAGUUUUCACUGACUUACUAGAAUUGGAGGUAACACGACUUUAUCCUCGGGUACUGGAUGGGAACAUUUGCCUGUAUUCCCUGAUAUUAGAUAAAGACGGGGAGUUGAUCGUAUUCACUAUAAUUUAGAUGGUGUGGAGAUUUUAUCCGCUGGUCGUUAGAUGAAUGAAUUGAGCCGUUGCUGGGGACAUCGAACAUCACGCGGAGUCUAGACAGGAAUGUGGAGACUAUGUUUGCUGCUGUAGGGGGAGAUGAAACUGGUGAAGAUAGAAGAGGUUAUUUUUAUGAGGUGGAACUAGUGUGUCUUUGGAAUUCUCUUCUCAAAGGAAAAGAGAAGCAGAGAUUGUUUUUUCAAUGUGUUUAAUUCCGCAUCACAGAGAUUCUUGACAGACAAGGGAUGUGCCGUUGAGAUCACAGUCCAACUGUGAUCACUGAGAAUGACGGAACAGGGCUGAAUGUCCUGUUACUAAUUCAACCAGUUAUCAGCAAUGCACACUGACAAAUAACAGACUCACUGAAUUUAAUGUUUGGUGUUUUUUUUCAUUCUUCUCUGACGAGGAAUGGUAGAUGUAUUUGUAAAAUAAGUGCAAUGCCAGACAAAUUCACCAGGGGGAAAUGGUCAUCAUUUCACAUAAUUGCUGCUGUGACAUGGUAACCUGUUUCCAAUAAGCGAGGAAUAAACUGAAGGAGAAAGGCGUUCCCAUCUUGCUGUCGACAUUGACCGGUUGUUAUCGCUGGGAGAUGGUUAUCGCGGCACAGUUCCUCCCCGAACGGCUCAGUACCAUAAUGGUCCAACUGUUAAAAAUGGCUCUUUAUAAACAGGCUGACCUUGAGGUCAGUGCGGCUCCAGUCAAUGGGGGCACGGUUAAAUCUGGAGAAAAGGAAUGUGCUGUCUUCAAAAUAUAUUCCAACUGCAUAAUAUUUCAUUAGAGUUCAUUAUUCCCUUCCUUCUCCUGUCUCUGUGCAAUAAACCCACAGCGAACUUUGCCCUGAGCUGUCGCUGGAGUUUAUCAUCUGACAAUAAACUGGUCCCAAGGUGAACAAUAAAUCAAACCGACGACACCAACAGAAGCGGACCAGGAUGCGGGUUGUGAUUCCUCUCUGAAUCAGAUCAAAUAUUCGAGAGAAACGUAAUCCUUGCACCGCUUGCACUGAAGUAUUAAUUCUGGCACGGACCACUUGUUAGAAAGACGCGUUCAAUCAAAAUGAGUCUUUCUGUGGUUUAACAUAAGCGUUGUAGAACAGGGUGUGGCGUUACGUGCCGAUAGGCUGAAGUUUAGGUUUAUGAGCGUAUUAUCAACUAAACAUGGUUCAGCGUGUAUUUACUUACUGGUGGGGCCUAUGAAAUUCAGAAGCUCGGAUUCGCAGGAGUCUAGCACCAGAAAGCAGCAAAAUCUGACCAGAACUGUCCUCAAAAUGGAUAACGGAGCGAGCAGUAGAGGAGUUCCAGUGACGUCAACAUUGGGAAAGGACACGGGUCCGAGCUCAGAGAUCUCCGAGCUCCUGGCAGGCUGGAAUGAUUUCCAGCUGCUGCAGCUGACGGAUUUCUACCGGGACAGGAUGGAGCAGGCGAUGGAAGGAGGGGUGCACGGAGUGAGCCUGGCGUUAACGGCCGAGAAUCAGUUCAGCGGAGAGGAGCAUCGGAAAAUCUCUGAUCUCGCUGAUAAGGGAGAGCGGGCGGACAGUUCUAAACUCCUCCUGAGCCUGGUGAUGGAGAAAGGCUCCCGCGCCCGGAGGGUGAUGUGGGAAACCUUUGUGAAAAUGCGGAUUGGUGUCACAAAGUUUGACAAAAUACUGAAAGAAAUACAGGCACAUGGUUGUGUUCCGGUCCAGCGACCCGUCCCGGAGAUUCCCAGAGAGCUGAAAGAUGUUCGACAGAAACACAAGGAGACUCUGCGGGUACAAACUGAAUCACUGAGAGUGAACACGAUCCUGAUGAGGGAGAAGGUGAAGGUUUUCCAGCUGGUUGAUCGAUACGCUGAGCUCACGGUCAUUUCUACUGUUCGACAUCGGAGACUGGUGGAACAUGAGCUGCUGGCAAGAGGCAGAGACCACGAGGAGUGGAGAGGAAAAGAUCUCCGCAGAGAGCUGGAAAAAAUCCGGACUGAUCAGUUGUUCCAGAGCAGCUUUUCCCGGAGUAAAUCCAAAUCUGGGAGUUCGGCAGCAGUGGCCGGAGUGCCAGGGAUUGGGAAAACAACGAUGGUACAAAAGAUUGUUUAUGACUGGGCCACGGGGAAAAUAUUCCAACAAUUCCAGUUUGUCUUCAGUUUCAAAUUCCGGAAUUUAAACUCCAUUAACUGCAGAAUAAACCUGAAGGAACUGAUUCUGGAUCAGUAUCCUUACUUUGGCAAUAUCCUGAGAGAGGUCUGGAAGAACCCAGAGGGAUUGCUGUUUAUAUUUGAUGGUUUGGAUGAAUUCAAUGACAAAAUUGAUUUUGCUGACAGUCAGAGAGACACAGAACCUCGGUCCACAUGCACAGAUCCUGAAUUCAAGUGUAAGGUGUCUGACAUUGUGUACAGUUUAAUCCAGGGCAAGCUGCUCCCAGGGUGUUCAGUGCUGGUGACCACCCGUCCCACUGCGUUACAUUUAUUGGAAAAGGCAGAGAUCAGUGUCUGGGCUGAAAUCCUGGGAUUUGUUGGUGAGGAACGGAAGGAAUAUUUUAUCAGGUAUUUUGAAGAUCAGACGGUGGCAGAAGCUGUUUUCAAACACGUGGAGGAGAACGAGAUCCUGUACACCAUGAGCUACAACCCCUCCUACUGCUGGAUCCUCGCUCUGGCACUGGGCCCCUACUUCACACAAAGAGUCAGGGACCCGCAGCGAGUUCCCAAGACCAUCACCCAACUGUACUCCUACUAUGUUUACAACAUCCUGAAAAACCACGGCCGAGAGAUUGAGAACCCCCGUGAUGUGGUACUCAGGGUUGGUCAGAUGGCCUUCAGAGGAGUGGCUGAGAAGAAGAUUGUAUUUACAGAUGGAGAUUUGAUCAAAUACAAUCUGCAGCCUUCCCAGUUCCUGUCCGGGUUCCUGAUGGAGCUUUUGGAGAGAGAGGAUUCUGCUCGGAGCGUGGUGUACACAUUCCCACACCUCACCAUCCAAGAGUUUGUAGCUGCACUCGCGCAAUUCCUGAUCCCAGACGGCAGAGAUAUUAUGAAACUCCUCACUGAAGCCCACAACAUGACAGAUGGGCGAUUUGAGGUAUUUCUCCGUUUUGUUGCUGGUCUCUCCAACCCAAUGGCAGCUCGGGGCCUGGAGGAGUUUCUGGGCCCAUUUCCUCAUCAAACAACCUGCCGGGUGAUUGACUGGGUGAAGGAGGAGGUUAAACGCCAGAGUGGAAACACAUGGAGUGAAGCUGGUAAAAGAAGCCUCCUGAACACAUUGCACUACCUGUUUGAGUCUCAGAAUCGUGGACUGGCUCAGGCCGCACUGGGAUCUGUGAAAACACUUUCAUUCCGUGGAAUGACACUGACCCCGAUUGACUGCGCGGUCCUGUCUCAUGUCAUCGGACUCUGUGAUACAAUAAAACACCUCGAUCUGGAGUACUGUCACAUUCAGUGUGAAGGAAUCCAGCGGCUGGGACCCGGGCUGCACAAGUGCCAGGAGUUGAGACUGAGUUUUAAUGAACUGGGAGUUUCAGGAGUGAAACUGGUGUCUGCGGCUCUGAGGAACCCGGAGUGUAAAAUACAGACACUGUGGCUGGACAAUGUCGGUCUCACAGAUUCUGGUGCCGAGGAUCUCGUCUCCGCUGUCAGUACAAACCCAUCACUGACGGAGCUGGAACUGGGAUCAAACUCGCUGACAGACCGAUCUGUCCCCGCUCUCCGCCGCCUCAUACUGACCCUCCCGAGUCUGGAGCGGAUCGGGCUGGUGGGGAAUCGGUUCAGUGAGACCGGGGAGAAGGAACUGAGAUCUCUGCAGGAACCCAGACCCGGACUGACAGUGAGGAUCUGAACAUCUGAAUGUGUGAACAUCCCCGCCCGCGGGAUGGGGACAUUUUGGCCGAUUCCCCGCCCUCCCCUUUAACCCCCCGCCCCACCUUCCCCUUACCUUUAAUGGCCGCGCGCCAGGUUUAAUUCCUAACCGUUUUAACGGAAUUAGCUCCAGUCUCGCGCUGUGUGUCGCUCCCGUAAUAACGUAUUUCUGCCUCCUGUCCAGUGGCGCAGCUUCCGCCGGAUGUGCGCUUUCGAGACCCCCGCCCACGUGAGGUACCGGGGAAUUACACAGAUAGGAAGACCCCGGGGGCCGGGGCUUAGUCUGGGACGCUGGUGUCCCAUUGUGGGAUUAUCUCGGAAGAGAAUCCUAUUGUUUCCUUUGCUGAGGACGGUGCAUUCGGCAGUCUGGCCGAUAUAAUGAUGUUAAAUUGACAGACAAUCGGCAGUGACCCUGGAUCUGCAGCGAUCCCGGUCACGGCCCUGAGUUGUGAUUUUAUAAACGCAAACACGAGGAAUUCAGCAGAUGCUGGAAAUUAAAGCAACACACAUCAAAGUUGCUGGUGAACGCAGCAGGCCAGGCAGCAUCUCUAGGAAGAGGUACAGUCGAUGUUUCAGGCCGAGACCCUUCGUCAGGACUAACUGAAGGAAGAGCUAGUAAGAAAUUUGAAAGUGGGAGGGGGAGUGGGAGAUCCGAAAUGAUCGGAGAAGACAGGAGGGAGAAGGAUGGAGCCAAGAGCUGGAAAGUUCAUUGGCAAAGGGGAUAUGAGAGGAUCAUAGGACAGGAGGUCCGGAGAGAAGGAAAAGGGGGGAGAGGGGGAAAAACCCAGAGGAUUGACAAGGGGUAUAGACAGAGGGACAGACGGAGGAAAAAAAAGGGAAAUAAUAAAUAAAUAUGUUUGGGGCCCUGACUGUCCUAUCACACACUCCCAGGGUCAGACACAGAGCGAAGCUCCCUCCACGCCAUCCCAUCACACAAUCCCAGCGACUCCCUUGUCCAUUCGUUCCCCACCCCCCAUCCCUUCCCACUGAUCUCCCACCCAGCACUAAUCCUUAUAAGCGGAACAAGUGCUACACAUGCCCUUACACUUCCUCCCUUACCACCAUUCAGGGCCCCAGACAGUCCUUCCAGGUGAGGCGACACUUCACCUGUGAGUCGGCUGGGGUGAUAUACUGUGUCCGGUGCUCCCGAUGUGGCCUUCUAUAUAUUGGCGAGACCCGACGCAGACUGGGAGACCGCUUUGCUGAACAUCUACGCUCUGUCCACCACAGAAAGCAGGAUCUCCCAGUGGCCACACAUUUUAAUUCCACAUCCCAUUCCCAUUCUGAUAUGUCUAUCCACGGCCUCCUGUACUGUAAAGAUGAAGCCACACUCAGGUUGGAGGAACAACACCUUAUAUUCCGUCUCGGUAGCCUCCAACCUGAUGGCAUGAACAUUGACUUCCCUAACUCAGUUAAUGCCCCCCUCCCCUUUAUACCACAUCCGUUAUUUAUUAUUUAUUAUCAUUAUUAUUUUCCCCUUUUUCCUUUCUCUUUUUUUUCCCCCUUUGUCCUUCUCACUAUAGCGCGUUCACCUCCCCCUUUCUUUCUCCCUCGGCCUCCUGUCCCAUGAUCACCCCCCCCCCCCCAUCUCUGUAUACCUUUUCCCAAUAAAAUGUUCAGCUCUUGGUCUAUCCCUCCCCCUCCUGUCGUCUCCUAUCAUUUCGGAUCUCGCCCUCUCCCUCCCACUUUCAAAUCUCUGACUAGCUCGUCUUUCAGUUAGUCCUGACAAAGGGUCUCGGCCCGAAACGUCGACUGUACCUCUUCCGAGACAUGCUGCCUGGCCCGCUGCGUUCACCAGCAUUUGUGUGUGUGUUCCUUGGUUAACGUGGCCGCCAGGGAUGGAGUGAGACAUUGACUUACAAUGGCCAAUGUCUCUCACAGAAUCUAUGGCGAAGGAACAUGCGGUGCCCGUGGAUACAAUCCCGGGAUCGAGUGUAAUAACAGUAUUUUAAUUUGUGUUUUAUAUAGUUUUGGGUAUUGCAUGUAUGUUUUAAUUCUAAUAUUUUUUUAAUUGAAUAUACUAAUGUAUACAUCUCAGCAAUUCACACAUACACAUAUACAUGUGGGUUUUGGGGAGGAGGGGUGAGGGGUUUGGGAGGAAGAGGAGUGAUGGGACGAGGAGUGGACUGAUGGGACCGUGACCGUGGCGAAGUCACUGACUCAGUAGGGGACUAAAUGGGGAGGAGAGAGUUCCUGUCACAAACUGGUGGCGACCUGGAUAAGAUAGAGAUGGGGUGAGGAGGAGUGAAACGACAGGAAGGGAGCAGGAGUGAUGGGACCAGGAAGGAGAGAAAGGGACGGGGAGGGAGGAGAAGU
This is a messenger RNA of Mobula hypostoma (lesser devil ray), 6962 nucleotides long. Its product is annotated as NACHT, LRR and PYD domains-containing protein 3-like. The record is from RefSeq and is a predicted model, not a curated record. NCBI's taxonomy places the organism in Eukaryota, Metazoa, Chordata, Chondrichthyes, Myliobatiformes, Myliobatidae. Gene Ontology annotation, cellular component: cytoplasm. Gene Ontology annotation, biological process: positive regulation of inflammatory response. The transcript has 9 exons. The coding region runs from base 1963 to 4626 and encodes 887 amino acids. Gene Ontology annotation, molecular function: protein binding.